Messenger RNA from Penicillium canariense, 630 nucleotides. Its product is annotated as Secreted thaumatin-like protein calA. Lineage: Eukaryota; Fungi; Ascomycota; Eurotiomycetes; Eurotiales; Aspergillaceae. Bases 1 to 630 code for a protein of 209 amino acids. The record is from RefSeq and is a predicted model, not a curated record. The transcript has a single exon.
AUGGCGUUCCUCAAGAACAUCACUCUCUUUGCCGCUUUUGCCUCCGUGGUCGCGGCCCUUCCCCAGGGCAUCCGCCCCACGGCCACCGUGACCCUCGCGCCGGCCGCCAGCACUACCACCUCUGCAUCCAGCACUGCCACCGCCGCUGCAUCUACCAGCAGUAGCACCAGCACUAGCACCAGCACUAGCACCAACACCAGCACUAGCACCGGCAUCAACAUCAUCAACAACCUUGACCAAACCGUCUACCUCUGGUCCACCUCGGACACAACUAGCGACAUGCAGACCCUGACCCCAGGUGGUGGCGUCUAUACCGAGAACUGGCGCACCAACUCCGACGGCGGCGGCAUCUCGAUCAAGAUGGCCACUUCCACGAGCGAGAGCAGCGUCCUGCAGUUCGAGUACACCGAGAGCGACGACACCCUCUGGUGGGACCUGUCGUGCAUCAACCUUGACUCGGACUCGCUGUUCAUUUCGUCCGGUUUCGCCGUUACGACUGAUGACUCUAGCUGCUCGUCGGCUACGUGUGCGGCAGGCGAUACUGACUGUGCCGAUGCGUAUCAGCAGGCGGAUGAUGUGGACACAUUCAGCUGCUCGUCGUCUGCAGCCUUUACCCUGAAUCUGGGUUAA